Molecule: messenger RNA, 2189 nt
Organism: Schistocerca americana (American grasshopper)
Lineage: Eukaryota; Metazoa; Arthropoda; Insecta; Orthoptera; Acrididae
Product: suppressor of lurcher protein 1-like
Exons: 13
Coding region: 109-1992 (627 amino acids)
Cellular component (GO): plasma membrane
Source: RefSeq, a predicted model, not a curated record
CGUAGCGCACCUGUGAGUGCGCUCUGCCGACCCUGCGCGCACUACGCGCGAGAAGCGUGAUGCUCAGGCAUAAGCGGUUCUCAUCCCAGUGCAAGAUGAUGUCUCAGUAUGCUGCUGGAUAGUGUGAUGGAGCCGCCGCUACUGCUGCACCUGUUGCUACUCUUGCUGAUAGCUGCAGGCAACGCUAUAAACCCAGGCUGCGAGUGCGUGCUGUUCACGAGCACAUUUGGAAAGGAGUUCGGCGCCUUCAGCAGCCCCGACUACCCGCGGCCCUACCCAGCAGACAUCGACUGCCUGCUCUACACCUUCGUGGGCGGGCCGCACGACGUCGUGCACAUCGUCUUCGUCGACUUUGACGUCCAGAAGACGCAUCUCGAGUGUUCCCGUGGAGACCACGUGGAGGUGUUCCUGUCGCUGGGCCCAGCUGCACGCGCUGAGGUGAGCGAGCGCACGGUGGCGUCUGGCGUGCUGUGCGGCGGACUGCGAGACGUGCCUACCACUCUGUACAGCCAGGGCCCGGCACUGGUCCUCGCCAUGCACUCCGACUCCUCACCAGGAAACAACUCUGGCUUUCUGGGACGCUUCAGAUUCCUCGACAGGCGCUCGUUCCGGUCGGACGGCCGGCCAGUGCUGGGCACGGAGUGCGACCAGCUGUUCUCCAGCGGCGACGGCCCCCGCAGCGGCCGCUUCUUCUCGCCACGCUACCCCUCCAGCUACCCCAGCAACACCACCUGCAAGUACUACUUCAGGGCCAGGGACAAUGAACGUAUUCGUCUGGUGUUUGAAGAAGUGUCCCUACAGAAAGGAGACGUCAGCUGCCUGGAGAGCCCGGAUAUGGUGUCGGUUUUCGACGGCCCCAGUCCGUCGGCGGCGGCCGUCGCAGUGCUGUGCGACGAGGCGUCGCACCUUGAGGUGCUGUCCACCGGCUCCAGCCUCUACGUGGAGCUGACGGCGCGCUCGCGCUGGCCCGGACAGGGCUUCCGUGCCUCCUUCCAGUUCCAGGGGCCGGGGGACGCCAGCCACGCCACAGGCUCGGCGGACCCGCGCUCGUGCGACGUGACGGUGGACAGCGACGGGCGGCAGACCGGGUUGGUGCAGUCGCCGCGGUUCCCGGCGCCCUACCCCGCCACCAGCCGCUGCCGCUACGAGUUCGUGGGCCGCGGCCGCCAGCGCGUCCGCCUGCUCUUCACCGACUUCCGGCUGGGCCCGCCCGACGCCUCAACCACAGAGUGCGACGCGGUGGACGCGGUGUCGGUGCUGGCGUGGUCGGAGGGCCGCCAGGAGCAGGUGUGGAGCGCGUGCGGCGCCGGCCUGCACCAGCCGCCGCUGCAGCAGCCCCUCAUGUCCAGCGGGCCGCGCCUCACCCUGGAGCUGCGCGCCAGGGGCUCCGGUGGCGUCGGCUUCCAGGCCAGAUACACCUUCGUCAACAACCUGGGCGUGUCCUCGGUGGGCGGCCGGCAGCUGUCGGCGUGGCCGUGCGCCUUCUCGUUCAACAGCAGCGUGGCGUCCGCGGGCCGGCUCUCCAGCCCCAACUUCCCCGGACUCUAUCCCCGGGACACCGAGUGCCACUACUUCUUCCACGGCCGGCCCGGACAGAGGGUCGCGGUGCGCUUCCACUACUUCGACGUCGAAGGCGUGGAGCCGUGUGAAGCGGUGUCGGCCAGCGACUACGUGGAGCUGUCCAACUACAUGGGCCGCGACCGCAAGUUCCCGCGCUUCUGCGGCCAGAGGCGAGGGUUCGACGCCGUCUCGGACGGCAAGUACUUUCGGCUGACGUUCCGCUCCAACGGUCGCCUGGACGCGACGGGAUUCAACGCCAGCUUCCGUUUCUUCGGCCCCGGAACCGACAGCCGGCCCGCCAGGAGGGAGCAAGACCAGGAGGCCGCCGCAGCGAGGGCCUCCGGUUGCGUGGGCCUGUGGGCGCUUGCUGUGCUGGUCAGCAGGCUUCUGGAGCGGUCUUGCUCCACACCGUCACAUUGGACCGUGGUCUGAGGAGUGCCACACACACAUAUCACACACGCAAGAGGGAGCUUCUCUGCACUUCACAACCGACAAUACAAUAAUGAACGCUGUUUCGUCAGCUCGGCCCUCAGGAGCAGCAAUGUUUGUACUCUACCGUUUUAUAUGACAAUUUUGUACAAAAUUCUGAUAAAAAAUUGAAAACCUGGUAGAAAAUAUCGACCGUUUUU